AAAAGGGGAGCAGUGGAAGUGAAGGAGUUUAAGACAUCUGGAGCAAAGUGUGUUCUCUGUUUGGAAGGCAGCGGAAACAAACAUGUCGUGGUGUUACUGCGCUAAGCCUAUGACUUUGCAGUUGCCGUUGCAACCAAGAGCAUCAUCAUCAUUCCAUUCCCACGUUGGAGGAGUAACAGUAACAUCCUCAACACUGUCUCUUCGACUCUCUUCUACUCUUGUUUUCACCCACAACCUCCACUUCCAACCCAAACUCAAACGCGCUUCCACAACCGUUCGAUGCUCCUCGGCAUUGACUCCUCAAUUGAAGUCUACCUUGGAUCAAGUUAUUGCUUCAAAUAAAGUAGUUGUGUUUAUGAAGGGAACUAAAGAUUUUCCACAGUGUGGAUUCUCAAACACAGUGGUGCAAAUAUUGAAGUCUCUAAAUGUGCCUUUUGAAACCAUAAACGUGCUUGAAAAUGACUUGUUGCGCCAAGGGCUGAAGGAGUACUCCAGUUGGCCUACCUUUCCUCAAGUCUACAUAGAAGGAGAGUUUUUUGGUGGCUGUGAUAUCACUGUUGAUGCAUAUCAGAAGGGGGAAUUGCAGGAGCUGUUGGAGAAGGCAAUGUUGUCCUGAAGCUAUGGAAGGAAUGAGGAGGACUUCCCAAGUUUGUACUUUGUAAUCGUCCCCCAAAGUUAUACUGUGGCUCAGUUACAAUGGACCAAAUAAAUUGUAUGAUGCAUUUCGUGUCCACAAUUGCCUAUUAUGAUUACUGCAAUACAAAGAUCCCGGUAUUUGAGUACAAAACAGAUAAGUCACAAAUUACCCUUAAUUAUGUUUGUAUGGAUGGAAAUGGUUGUUGAAUUGGUUGGUUUAUGAAUUUGGGUUAUCAAAAGGAAAAAGAGCAAUGUUAGUUGAGCAUUCUAUAA
This is a messenger RNA of Glycine soja, 909 nucleotides long. Its product is annotated as monothiol glutaredoxin-S7, chloroplastic-like. The transcript is spliced from 3 exons. The record is from RefSeq and is a predicted model, not a curated record. The coding region runs from base 83 to 616 and encodes 177 amino acids. Lineage: Eukaryota; Viridiplantae; Streptophyta; Magnoliopsida; Fabales; Fabaceae.